CUGAAUAUUCAGUUGUUAACCGGUGUACCUAAUAAAGUGGACGGUGCGUCCAGUUGUUUUGUUAGUUCAGCGAGUUUCCAGCAGAGGGCGCUGUUACACAGAACAUCAGCAGUUUCUUCCAUCAAAACUCUUUCAUUUUUUUGAAUCGGUUUGUUUCUCAGGUUUUAUUCUGAAGAUGAGAUUAAAUUUAACAUGAAUUUCAGUUUAAUCUGCAGUAAAAAUGCGGCCCGGCCCAUCGGAACCUCCAGAUGAGUUAAUGAGAUCAGAACCGACCCGGUUCUGCCCCUUUGAGCAGGCGGCCUGGUGGAUGUGAUGAAUGAAAGCUGCAGCAGCUGAUCCAGAGUCAGAUUAUCCACCUCCCCCCAGCGAGGCCAAAGGGGCGGGGCCUGGGCGGCAGAAGGUUCAUUGUCUGAGCAGGGAGGGUCGAGCGAGCUCCACACGGACGGCGGCUCCGGGGGAGAGAGAGACAAAGAGGGGGAGGCCGAGUCUUUCUUUCUUGGUGUGGGGGAGGAGAGGGGGAGGAUUAACCGGCUCAACUGCGACACACACACACACACGCGCGCUUCAUCCAAACACACAACAACACGGCUGCAGAGCCGGGCUUCAUCUGGAUCAGCAUCAGCAGCAUCAGCAGCAUUGCUGCCUGCAGGAGACAAAGAGGCAGACAGGAGGAGGAAGAGGAGGAGGGGAUCUUCAUCGUUCGAGGACAGGAAGAGCAUCCCGGCCUCCAGCCGCCUCCGUCCGUCAUGGCCGACCACAUGUUCCUGCUGCUGUGUGUGUGAGCGCGGCGGUCCGGGUGGGUGUGUUCGCUGCGUCCGCUGUGGUCGCUCCUCUGCCUCGGUGUGUGUGAGAGUGUGUGUGUGUGUGUGUUAUGGGGAACACAGAGAGCAUGGAGAGCCAGCUGGCCGUGAUCCGGUCCAGAGCCGCCCCGGUCCGACUGCCGAUGCCCGACCCGGCGGAGCUGGAGGAGCGGUUCUCCAUCGCGUUGAAUUCGAUGAACCUUCCUCCAGACAAGGUGCGUCUGCUGCGUUCCUAUGACAACGAGAAGAAGUGGGAGCUGAUCUGCGAUCAGGAGAGAUUCCAGGUGAAGAACCCCCCCCAUACCUACAUCCAGAAACUCAGAGGCUUCCUUGAUCCGGCUGUGACGCGAAAGAAGUUCAGACGAAGAGUUCAGGAAUCGACCCAAACGCUCAGAGAGCUCGAGAUUUCUCUGCGUACAAACCACAUCGGCUGGGUCAGAGAGUUUCUGAAUGAGGAGAAUCGAGGUCUGGAUGUUCUGGUCGAGUAUCUGUCCUUCGCUCAGUACGCCGUCACGUUUGAUGGUGAGCAGUCGGACACCGGGAGCGAGGUGGGCUCCAUCGACUCGCCCUGGAGUCGGUCCAUCGAGGAUCUCCAUGGCGACUGCAGCCUCCCGUCGCCGUCCUCGUCCAUUUCCCGCUCGGCCCGACACUCCAUCAGCUCGACCCUGGUGACCCGGUCCAACACGCUGCCGAGUCGCAGAACCCUUAAGAACUCACGACUCGUCUGCAAGAAGGACGACGUCCACGUCUGCAUCAUGUGUCUGAGAGCCAUCAUGAACUACCAGUACGGCUUCAACAUGGUGAUGUCCCAUCCGCACGCCGUCAACGAGAUCGCUCUGAGUCUGAACAACAGGAACCCCAGGACCAAAGCGCUGGUUCUGGAGCUGCUGGCGGCCGUGUGCCUGGUCCGAGGAGGACAUGAGAUCAUCCUGGCAGCCUUCGACAACUUCAAAACCGUGUGUAACGAGUCGAUGCGUUUCGAGAAGCUGAUGGAACAUUUCAAGAACGAAGACGACAACAUCGACUUCCUGGUGGCCUGCAUGCAGUUCAUCAACAUCGUGGUUCACUCCGUGGAGGACAUGAACUUCAGAGUUCACCUGCAGUACGACUUCACCAAGCUGAACCUGGAGGAACACCUGGAGAGGCUGAAGCACACGGAGAGCGACCGGCUGCAGGUCCAGAUCCAGGCUUACCUGGACAACGUGUUUGACGUCGGGACGCUGCUGGAGGACGCAGAGACCAAAACCGCUGCUCUGGAGAGAGUGGAGGAACUGGAGGAGAACCUCGCUACGAUGUCGGAGCGGCUGCUGGACGUGGAGAACGAAGCCAUGCUGAAGAUCGUGGAGCUGGAGAAGCAGCUGAUGCAGACCAACAAAGAGCUGGACCAGCUGCGGGAGGUGUACGCCAGCGCCAACACCCAGGUUCACACCCUGAGGCGGAUAGUUCGGGAGAAAGACCAGACGAUCCGGCGGCAGAGUCGCCUGGAGCGCCAGGCGCAGGAGGCGCAGCAGUCCGGCGGACCCGGAGCGCCGCAGCCUCAGAGGGGCGAAGGCGACGGGGGCGUGGCCGACUCCGCCUCCCCGUCGCCGCCACCGUGUCCCACGCUGUCCCCCAGCCCGGAGACGGUGGCCUAUCACAGCAUGGGACCGGGGAUGGGCGGGGCUCCAGGCAUGCCGGCUCCGCCCCCUCCGCCUCCACCACCGCCGCCAAUGCCGAGCUCAGUGUCCAACGGGCCGUAUCCGGCCCCGCCCCCUCCCGCCCCGCCGCCCCCUCCGCCUCCGCCCCCCCCCUGCAGGACCAGCGAGCUUUCCUCCAUCCCCAUGGCCCCGCCCCCUCCUCCUGUGGCCCCGCCCCUGCCGGGGUCAGGGGGGUCGGCGACUGUCAUCUUUAACUCUGGCCUCGCAGAGGGUCCACUCAAGUUGUUCUCCGUGAAGAUCAAGAAACCGAUCCAGACCAAGUUCCGGAUGCCGGUGCUGAACUGGGUCGCCCUGAAGCCCAGCCAGAUCAACGGAACCGUCUUCAACGACAUCGACGACGAGUCCAUCCUGCAGGACCUGGACAUGGAGGGCUUUGAGGAGCUGUUCAAGACCAAGGCCCAGGGCCCGGCCGUGGACCUGACGCUGACCCGGCAGAAGCUGCCCCAGAAAGCCCCGUCCAAGGUGUCGCUGCUGGAGGCCAACCGGGCCAAGAACCUGGCCAUCACCCUGAGGAAGGCCGGCCAGGCCUCAGAGGUCAUCUGCCGAGCCAUCCACACGUUCGACCUCCGGACGGUUCCUGUGGACUUCGUCGAGUGUCUGACGCGCUUCAUCCCGACGGAGGCCGAGGUCAAGCUGCUGCGGCAGUACGAGAGGGACAGGAAGCCGCUGGAGGCUCUGAGCGACGAGGAUCGCUUCAUGAUGCAGUUCAGCCGCAUCGAGCGGCUCAGCCAGCGCAUGACCAUCAUGACCUUCAUGGGAAACUACGCAGACAACAUCCAGAUGCUGACGCCGCAACUCCACGCCAUCAUCGCCGCGUCGGUUUCCAUCAAAUCGUCUCAGAAGCUGAAGAAGAUCCUGGAGAUCAUCCUGGCUCUGGGGAACUACAUGAACAGCAGCAAGAGGGGAGCCGUGUACGGCUUCAAGCUGCAGAGCCUGGACCUGCUGCUGGAGACCAAAUCAACGGACCGGAAGCAAACGCUGCUUCACUACAUCUCCAACGUGGUGCGAGAGAAAUAUCCCGGAGUGACGCUGUUUUACAACGAGCUGCACUACGUGGACAAAGCCGCCGCAGUGAGCCUGGAGAACGUCCUGUGUGACGUGAAGGAGCUGCAGCGCGGCAUGGAGCUCACCUGGAGGGAGUUCAGCGUUUCCCACAAUGCAACGCUGAAAGACUUCAUCAGCAGGAACGAAUCCCGCCUCAACAAGCUGCAGGAGGACGCUCGCAUCGCACAGGACGCCUUCGAAGACGCCGUGAAGUUCUUUGGGGAAAGCUCCAAAACGAUGCCGCCGUCCGUCUUCUUCCCCAUCUUUGUCCGGUUCAUCAAAGCCUACAGGGUUGCGGAGGAGGAGAACGAGCAGAGGAGGCGCCAGGAGCAGAUGCUGCUGGAGAAACUGGAGCAGGAGGAGCAGCAGGAGGAGGCGGAGACCAAGUCUCCAUCGCACAAAGGCAAGCGGCAGCAGCAGGAGCUGAUCACAGAGCUCAGACGGAAGCAGGGCAAGGACAGCCGCCACGUGUACGAAGGGAAAGACGGCGCCAUCGAGGACAUCAUCACAGCACUGAAGACGGUUCCCUUCACGGCCCGGUCGGCCAAACGCAGCUCUCGCUUCUUCUGUGACCCCGCCCACUCUGAGGAGCAUUACUGAGCUGGCCACGCCCACUCCGGAGCAACGGGACCAAUGAGCACUUUGAACUUUUCUGAUGGAUCAUGUUUUAGUUUCCUGGUCGCUGGUCGGAACCCAGACCUGCUACGGACCUCUGGUGCUUUCAGAACAAACCCAAACGCCUUCAAACAUGGCGGAGGCAACACCUGCCCAACAUGGCUGCCGGGUAGAAACCAUGAGCUGGUAGAGGUCUGAGUCAAACAUAAGGUGCCAUUAAAACCCCCUGGGUUCAGUUUAUCACGGUGCUAUAGUCCUCCUCUCCACUGGGGGCGCUGCAGGCCGACAGGUCUGAGGUUCUGUGGCGGUUCUGGGUUCCUCCGGUCUGCGUCCGCUUGUACAGGGUUCAACUCUUCUCACCGCGUCGUAUGCUUCUAUCUUCUGCUGUAUUUACUGGCCUUACAGAUCCACAGCGCCGGAACCCAAAUCAGUUCAACCGGUUCUCCAGAACCCAAACAAACUCUGUUAAUCUGGACAUUUACUCCUGAAGAAACACCUCUGUUCCUCAGAUUAUCCACCUGAGACUCAGCAGAGUCGACCAGAAACCAGCGUUUCUGCCUCUGGUGGGUCCAAAAGGUGCUGCUGGCCACAACAGAACCAGCAGGCUUCUGCAGUUUGGACCCAACAAACGGCGAAACAAGCUGCAAACAGGAAACAUACAAAAAAACAAAAACACGCAACAGAAAAACGCUGCAACUAUGGGAGAUGGAAACAAAAAGGAGAAAAGCCCACACAGAAUUCCUCCAGGCCACUAGAGGGAGUCUGAAGAAACAUAAAGCUGAUAGCAAAACUUUUUCUACCAAGUCUCCGAUUGAAAUCCCAUGUUUACUGGCUCCGUAUGACUUGUUGGUCGACUCCCCCUAGUGGCCUGGAGGACUUUAGUCAUAAGGGAGGAUUUAUCCUCAGAUUAUCCACCUUAGCUAGUUCGCUGCGUUUUAUACAACAGUGUUAUUAUAAUUAAUAAAUAAUAGGAAUAAAAUAUAAUGAUUUAAAAAAAUUUUUUAGACUUUUGAAAAUCAAACAUUUGAGUAUUUUCUAGAAAAAUUCUGAGAUUAAUCUACAGAUUUCAGUUUCUUUAAAGUUAAAAUUUCAUAAGUUUUUCUAACAAAUUUCUGAUCUUUGAAAGUCAGAAAUUUGCUGGAUUUUCUCAGAAAUCAAUCUCAAAAUUUUAGAUUCUUUCUGUGGUAAUUUGCUCAGUUUAUAUCUAGAAUACGCCAUUGUAGUUUUCACUAUUUGUGGUAUUUUUCCCCUCUCCUAUUUUAUGCAGUUUUACUGAUUUGACAUUUUUCUUCCUUUUGUUUUGCAGUUGAAUCCUUCAUGUUUGCAGCUCGUUUGGCCGUUUGCUGCAUGUUUGCACCGUCUGCUGUAUAAUCCAUGUAAACACUAAGAAUCACCAACUGGACCCGGGUCAGCAUCAGCACUGACGGUGCUCUCACUGUCCCUCCCCUCCGGCCCGUUUUCAGUUGUUUUCAGUCCAAACGUUCAGAGCACAAGGUUUUCUACGUGUACAGACGUUUUCUAGAAGGUUCUGUAGCUUCUCUGUCCGUCUGUGUUGUUGUUGCUGUUAUUUUGCACUCGGUGUGGAAAUAAAACAAACCUUCUGCAUCA
Molecule: messenger RNA, 5764 nt
Organism: Poeciliopsis prolifica (blackstripe livebearer)
Lineage: Eukaryota; Metazoa; Chordata; Actinopteri; Cyprinodontiformes; Poeciliidae
Product: formin-like protein 2
Exons: 28
Coding region: 872-4141 (1089 amino acids)
Biological process (GO): cortical actin cytoskeleton organization; regulation of cell shape; cell migration
Cellular component (GO): cytosol
Molecular function (GO): actin filament binding; small GTPase binding
Source: RefSeq, a predicted model, not a curated record